Messenger RNA from Echinococcus granulosus, 120 nucleotides. RefSeq lists its product as hypothetical. The coding region runs from base 1 to 120 and encodes 39 amino acids. The transcript has 2 exons. The record is from RefSeq and is a predicted model, not a curated record. NCBI's taxonomy places the organism in Eukaryota, Metazoa, Platyhelminthes, Cestoda, Cyclophyllidea, Taeniidae.
AUGACUCUGAUCAUCAGUGUGACAAGCGGUAAUCAUUUGACUCGUUCCAUUAAAUUCCAAGAAUGUCAACUGAUUGCACUUUGGCUUCCAAUUUUUCUCGGUGUUGAUAUUUAUUCCUGA